Drosophila navojoa is the source of this 7064-nucleotide messenger RNA. RefSeq names its product Ca[2+]-channel protein alpha[[1]] subunit D (gene Ca-alpha1D). The record is from RefSeq and is a predicted model, not a curated record. Lineage: Eukaryota; Metazoa; Arthropoda; Insecta; Diptera; Drosophilidae. Gene Ontology annotation, cellular component: membrane; voltage-gated calcium channel complex. Gene Ontology annotation, molecular function: high voltage-gated calcium channel activity. Gene Ontology annotation, biological process: calcium ion import across plasma membrane.
GGCACUUGGCUGGCAGCAGCAGCCGCAGAAUAGUGUGACCAGCGCCGGCAGCACCAACAGCAGCUACAGCAGCGGCGCCCGGGACGAGGAGAGCAGCUACAGUGCUGUGGGCGGCGACAGCAGCAGCAGCAACAGUUGCAACUGCGACAUCACCGGCGACAACAGCACCUUGCAUGGCUUUGGUGUUGGCGACAUCAGCAGCUUUAUAGGCGACGACGACUGUGAGGAGGACGACGACGACGAUCCGAACAAUCCGGACGCAGCUGACGUCAGUUCGCAGACUUUACGGACAGCGGCAAUUGUUGCCGCCGUUGCGGCAGCAGCCAAGGAGCAGCAGGAAGCAGCUGGCUCAGCCACAGCCACAGCAGGAUCUGCUGGCGGCGGUAAUACCGAUUGUGAGAGCAUCAGUGAGCGGCGACAGGAUGCGGAUGAUGAUGCGGACGAUGAGAUUCGAAUUAUUGCAGGUGCUGUGCGCAGUGGAAACGAUUCGCUCGAAGAUGUUGGCGAUGUCGAUGACAAUGCGGAUGUCAUUGUAAGGAGGAAUACACGCAACCAACGGCCCUCCAUACGGAGGACAUGCAGAAUAACCGAGGAGGACGACGACGGCGCUGAGAUAACCGACGACGAGGACGACGACGACUACGACUACGACGAAGAAGACGAGCCCGAGGGCACAACCAUUGAUAUUGAUGAUCAGGAGCAGCUGGCACAGCAGCAACACGACUAUCAGCAUCACGACGACGAAGACGACGAGGAGGACGACGAGGAGGAGGUCGACGACGACGACGACGAGGAGGCUGACGAGUAUUACGAAGAGGAGGAGGACGACACCCAAGCAUUCUCACCCUUCUACUCCAGCUCCGCGGAGCUGAUCGAUAAUUUCGGCGGCGGAGCCGGUAAAUAUUUCAACAUCAUGGACUUUGAGCGAGGCGCCGCUGGCGGCGGCACCUUCACGCCCAAUGGCAAUGGAGGCGCUGCCGUUGGCGGCGACAUGUCCAAUGCCCAUAAUCCGCAAGCGGACAUGGGUGGCGGCAACAACAUAAUGGGCAUCGAUUCCAUGGGCAUUGCAAACAUUCCGGAAACUAUGAACGGCACCACAAUCGGACCCAGCGGUGGCGCUGGACAAAAAGCUGGCGCCGCCGGCCAAAAGCGUCCGCAGCGACGCGGCAAGCCACAGCCGGAUCGACCACAAAGAGCGCUCUUCUGCCUGGGCCUCAAGAAUCCUAUACGCGCGCUUUGCAUUCGCAUCGUGGAAUGGAAACCAUUUGAGUUCCUUAUUUUGUUAACCAUAUUUGCCAAUUGUAUUGCCUUGGCCGUUUAUACGCCUUAUCCGGGCAGCGAUUCGAACGUGACGAAUCAAACCUUGGAAAAAGUUGAAUAUAUAUUCCUAGUUAUAUUCACAGCGGAAUGUGUUAUGAAGAUUUUAGCAUAUGGUUUUGUGUUACAUAAUGGUGCAUAUCUAAGAAAUGGAUGGAAUUUAUUAGAUUUUACAAUUGUAGUUAUAGGAGCGAUAAGUACAGCACUGUCCCAUCUGAUGAAGGAUGCCUUCGAUGUGAAGGCGCUACGAGCCUUUCGUGUGCUGCGUCCACUGCGACUUGUCUCGGGUGUACCAAGUCUACAGGUUGUGCUUAAUUCAAUUUUAAAGGCCAUGGUGCCACUGUUUCACAUUGCACUUCUGGUCAUAUUCGUUAUCAUAAUCUAUGCCAUAAUUGGCCUAGAGCUAUUCUCUGGCAAAUUGCAUAAGACGUGUCGAGAUGAGGUAACAGGUGAAUACGAGGAAGAAGUUAGACCCUGUGGCAUAGGUCGGCUCUGUCCCGAGGGCAUGAAGUGCUACGGCAAUUGGGCCGGACCCAACUCGGGCAUUACGAACUUUGACAAUUUCGGACUGGCCAUGUUGACCGUCUUCCAGUGCGUCACUCUCGAGGGCUGGACGGACGUCUUGUAUUAUAUACAAGAUGCCAUGGGCAGCGACUGGCAGUGGAUGUACUUCAUAUCCAUGGUCAUAUUGGGCGCCUUUUUCGUGAUGAACUUGAUUCUCGGUGUGUUGUCCGGCGAGUUCUCCAAGGAGCGUAACAAGGCCAAAAAUCGCGGUGAUUUUCAAAAGUUGCGCGAAAAGCAACAGAUCGAAGAGGAUCUGCGCGGCUAUCUCGACUGGAUAACCCAGGCCGAGGACAUCGAGCCCGAUGCCACUGGUGGCCUGAUGCCCGAUGGCAAGGGCAAGCAGCCAAAUGACAUGGACUCCACCGAGAAUAUGGGCGAGGAGAUGCCCGAAAUGCAGGUCACAGAGUCACGUUGGCGCAAAAUGAAAAAGGACUUUGAUCGGGUGAAUCGACGCAUGCGUCGCGCCUGUCGCAAAGCAGUCAAAUCCCAAGCCUUCUACUGGCUCAUCAUUGUCCUGGUGUUCCUCAACACGGGCGUGCUGGCAACGGAGCAUUACGGGCAAGUUGAUUGGCUGGACGAAUUUCAGGAGUACACAAAUAUAGUGUUCAUUGGCCUCUUCACCUGCGAGAUGUUGCUGAAAAUGUACAGUUUAGGCUUUCAGGGCUAUUUCGUGUCACUGUUCAAUCGCUUCGAUUGCUUUGUGGUUAUUGGCAGCAUCUCUGAGACGCUCUUGACCAAAACUGGAAUGAUGCCGCCAUUGGGCGUGUCGGUGUUGCGUUGUGUGCGUCUGUUGCGUGUCUUCAAGGUCACCAAAUACUGGCGUUCGCUUUCAAAUCUAGUUGCUUCCCUAUUGAACUCAAUACAAUCAAUUGCUUCGCUAUUGUUACUGCUCUUCCUGUUUAUUGUGAUAUUUGCAUUGCUGGGCAUGCAGGUUUUUGGUGGUAAAUUUAAUUACAAUGAAGAGGAGAAAUAUCGCACGAACUUCGAUUGUUUCUGGCAGAGUUUGCUCACCGUGUUCCAGAUCAUGACUGGCGAGGAUUGGAAUGCGGUCAUGUAUGUGGGCAUUAAUGCAUAUGGCGGAGUCUCCUCGUAUGGCGCUCUGGCUUGCAUCUACUUCAUCAUAUUGUUCAUUUGCGGUAAUUAUAUCUUGCUAAAUGUGUUCUUGGCCAUUGCUGUGGACAAUUUGGCCGAUGCCGACUCACUGUCGGAGGUGGAGAAGGAUGAGGAGCCGCAUGAUGAGGGCGCCCUGAAGAAGGAACAUAGCCCCACGCCCACCAUAGAUGGCAUGGAUGACGAGCACUUGAGCAUAGACAUGGACAUGGAUAUGGAAAAUCCUGAUAUGGACGAUGAUAAGGAUCACGAAACACUCUCCGAUGAGGAGGUGCGCGAAAUGUGCGAGGAUGAAGAAGAGGUGGAUGAAGAGGACAUAAUAACGGCACGUCCACGCCGUAUGUCUGAGGUUAAUACGGCCACGAAAAUUCUACCCAUACCGCCGGGCACAUCAUUCUUUCUUUUCUCACAAACGAACAGAUUUCGCGUCUUUUGCCAUUGGCUCUGCAAUCACAGCAAUUUCGGCAAUAUCAUCCUUUGUUGCAUCAUGUUCUCGUCCGCCAUGUUGGCCGCUGAGAAUCCGCUGAGAGCGAACGAUGAACUGAACAAAGUCCUGCUUAAAUUUGAUUAUUUUUUCACGGCAGUUUUCACAAUAGAACUGAUUCUGAAAUUGAUUUCAUAUGGCUUCGUGUUGCACGACGGAGCCUUUUGCAGAUCCGCAUUUAAUCUAUUAGAUUUAGUUGUGGUCUGCGUCUCAUUGAUAUCUGUUGCAUUCAGUUCGAAUGCGAUUUCAGUCGUGAAAAUUCUACGUGUCCUUCGAGUUUUGAGGCCCCUGCGUGCCAUUAAUCGAGCCAAGGGUCUAAAGUACGUGGUCAAGUGCGUAGUAGUCGCAAUUAAAACAAUUGGUAAUAUCAUGUUGGUUACAUAUUUAUUGCAAUUCAUGUUCGCGGUUAUUGGAGUACAACUCUUUAAGGGUAAAUUUUUCUCCUGCUCUGAUGGCUCCAAAAUGGUGAGAGAGGAGUGCUUUGGAACGUAUUUGGUCUAUGAGGGCGGCGAUAUGAAUAAGCCGCGUCUCAAGGAGCGUGAAUGGAAAAAUAACGGUUUUCACUUUGAUGACGUGGCCAAGGGCAUGUUAACGCUAUUUACCGUUUCCACCUUUGAGGGUUGGCCAUCGCUGCUUUACGUCUCUAUUGAUUCGAACAAGGAAGAUGGAGGUCCAAUACACAACUUCCGUCCUAUAGUCGCUGCCUACUAUAUUAUCUAUAUCAUUAUAAUUGCCUUCUUCAUGGUCAAUAUCUUCGUCGGUUUCGUUAUUGUCACGUUUCAAAAUGAGGGCGAACAGGAGUACAAGAAUUGUGAUCUGGACAAGAAUCAGCGUAAUUGCAUAGAGUUUGCAUUGAAAGCGAAGCCGGUGCGACGCUAUAUACCCAAGCAUGGCAUACAGUAUAAGGUCUGGUGGUUUGUGACGUCAUCAUCGUUUGAAUAUACCAUAUUUAUAUUGAUUAUGAUAAACACGGUCACACUGGCCAUGAAAUUCUACCAGCAACCGCUCUGGUAUACCGAACUGCUGGACGCUCUAAAUAUGAUAUUUACAGCGGUGUUUGCCUUGGAAUUUGUCUUCAAAUUGGCUGCUUUUCGAUUUAAGAACUAUUUUGGCGAUGCGUGGAACGUUUUCGAUUUUAUAAUUGUGCUGGGCAGCUUUAUUGACAUUGUCUAUUCCGAAAUUAAAAGCAAAAACCCUCCACAGACCUAUUGUGAUAUAGUUGAAGGCUGCAAGGCCAAGGUCAAGGAGGCUGGCUCGAAUUUGAUUUCCAUAAACUUCUUUCGCCUGUUUCGUGUCAUGCGCCUCGUCAAGCUGCUGAGCAAGGGCGAGGGCAUACGCACACUGCUUUGGACCUUCAUUAAAUCGUUUCAGGCACUGCCCUACGUAGCGCUGCUCAUUGUGUUACUCUUCUUCAUUUAUGCUGUGGUGGGCAUGCAGAUGUUUGGCAAGAUCGCUAUAAAUGGCGGCACGGCCAUAACGCGCAACAACAAUUUCCAAACGUUUCAGCAGGCUGUCCUGGUGCUCUUCCGUUCCGCCACCGGCGAGGCCUGGCAGGAUAUUAUGAUGGCCUGCUCAGCGCAGCCGGAAGUGAGAUGUGACGAGCUGUCGGACACGCCAAACGCCCAGUGUGGCUCAUCCAUUGCAUAUCCCUACUUUAUAUCCUUCUAUGUGCUGUGCUCCUUUUUGAUCAUCAAUCUCUUUGUGGCCGUCAUUAUGGAUAAUUUUGACUACUUGACUCGGGAUUGGUCCAUCUUGGGCCCACAUCAUCUGGAUGAGUUCAUUCGCCUGUGGAGCGAAUACGAUCCGGAUGCCAAGGGACGCAUCAAGCAUUUGGAUGUGGUCACAUUGCUGCGCAAGAUAUCACCGCCUCUGGGCUUCGGCAAACUCUGUCCGCAUCGUAUGGCCUGCAAGCGCCUCGUCUCGAUGAACAUGCCCCUCAACUCCGACGGCACGGUGCUCUUCAAUGCCACGCUGUUUGCGGUGGUGCGCACCUCGUUGAGCAUUAAGACGGAGGGCAAUAUCGACGAUGCCAAUGCCGAAUUGCGGGCCACAAUCAAACAGAUUUGGAAGCGCACAAAUCCCAAGCUGUUGGACCAGGUCGUUCCGCCGCCUGGCAACGAUGAUGAGGUGACAGUGGGCAAAUUCUAUGCCACCUACUUGAUACAGGAUUAUUUCCGGCGCUUCAAGAAGCGCAAGGAGCAGGAGGGCAAGGAGGGUCAUCCCGACAGCAAUACGGUCACACUGCAAGCGGGUCUGCGCACGCUGCACGAGGUGUCGCCGGCGCUGAAGCGCGCCAUCUCCGGCAAUCUGGAUGAACUAGCCGAGGAACCGGAGCCCAUGCAUCGCCGCCAACACACGUUGUUCGGCAGCGUUUGGAGCUCCAUACGGCGCCAUGGCAACGGCACGUUCCGUCGCAGCGCCAAGGCCUCUCAGAGCAACGGCGCCCUCACCAUUGGCGGCUCUUCGCUCUCCGCUGCGGGCGUUGGCGGCAGCACCAUGGUGCUGGGCAGCGCCGAUGCGGGCGGCACAGAUUAUCUCUACGACAAUCUCAAUCGCAGCGUGGCCGACGGCGUCAACCACAUCACGCGCAACAUUAUGCAGGCGCGCCUGGCGGCCAGCGGCAAGCUGCAGGACGAGCUGCACGCGAGCAGCGGGGGCGAGCUGCGCACCUUUGGCGAGAGCAUCUCGAUGCGGCCGUUGGCCAAGAAUGGAGGCGGUGCAGCAUCCACUGUGACGGGCACUUUGCCGCCGGAGGCGAAUGCAUUAUCUUAUGACAACCGCAAUCGUGGUAUUUUAUUGCAUCCAUAUAACAAUGUCUACGCGGCCAAUGGUGCUAUUCCUGGCCACGAACGCAUGAUCCAAUCGACACCAGCUAGUCCCUACGAUCAGCGUCGUUUACCAACUUCAUCUGAUAUGAACGGCCUAGCCGAAUCAUUGAUUGGAGGGGUACUCGCCGCUGAGGGUCUGGGUAAAUAUUGUGAUUCAGAAUUUGUGGGCACAGCUGCACGAGAGAUGCGUGAGGCGCUGGAUAUGACGCCCGAGGAAAUGAAUUUGGCUGCCCAUCAAAUAUUGUCGAAUGAGCACUCGCUGAGUCUCAUUGGGAGCAGCAGUGGCAGCAUCUUUGGUAGCAUCGGUGGUGCUGGCGGCGGCGGCGGUGGUGGUGGUGGUGGCAGCAGCAGCAUUGCUGGUGCAUUCGGUGGCAGCGGCAGUGGACCAUCAUCGUUCUCGCCGCGAGAGGGUUCGGGCACGUUACAAUCACCACCGAUACCAGAUAAUCGUCUAAGACGAGUUGCCACAAUAACGACCACUAACAAUAAUACUAAGUCUCAAUUUAGCCAAAAUAAUAAUACGAAUAAUCUAAAUAGUAGAACACUGUCACCCACACAACAACAGCAACAGCUACAACAACAACAACAACUAUCGCCACAGCGUAACUUGGGCAGUGGCCAGGGUAAUCCUGCCUCCUUCUCAUAGCAUACAAACUGUAGUCCAUAUAUGCAAAAUGUCUUCUUGAUGGAAUUUUAAUGAUAAACAUUUAUGAACAUUUUUUUGUAUAAUUUUUAGCAACAACCAAAGAAAAAAAAUUAUA